Molecule: messenger RNA, 1620 nt
Organism: Manihot esculenta (cassava)
Lineage: Eukaryota; Viridiplantae; Streptophyta; Magnoliopsida; Malpighiales; Euphorbiaceae
Exons: 6
Coding region: 581-1378 (265 amino acids)
Biological process (GO): tRNA-type intron splice site recognition and cleavage
Cellular component (GO): tRNA-intron endonuclease complex
Source: RefSeq, a predicted model, not a curated record
AAAAUCUGAAAUAAAUUUAAAAUUUAAAUGAUUUUGUUGAAAUUUAAUGGUAGAAUUGCGAUCAGGGAUAAAAAUUGCCCCGACGCAGCCCCUUUUUCAGUCUCCGCAGCAGACAGCUUCUCCUCCACUUCGCAGCCGACAGCCACCAUCGUUCCUUCUCCUCCAGCCUUUCCCAUCGGUGUCACCGUCUUCUGCUUCAGCAUUUAGCGGGCCACAAGAAGCCACCAUUUUAAUCGAAGGAAAUUGCACCCACCAGCAGCCAAGGGUUAAUUAAGUUGACGGCGAAGGAAAUCGCAGGCACCAGCGGCCACCAUUCAGCGGCGCCACCAGUAGCAGGUCGACGGAGAAGGAAAACGCAGCAGGUGCCUUACCCAAUACUGUUCUAAUAGAGUUGUCGUCCAACAACAGGUCUACUUAGUACUCACUAAAACCUGAGAAUGGGCUUGCAGUUUGAUUCAGUAUCCUGAUUUCCUUUCCUUGGUCUUUUUCUCCCAUUCAACCUUCUACUAUCACUAACUAUCCAAAGAUAUAGUUGGCAAUCUGAAAGCUGAAGCUUGAAACUUCCAUAAGUAAUCAAGCAAUGGAGGUGGAGGAUUGGGAAUCUUCUUCAGCUGAAUUGAGCGAUACUGAGGCCAAUUUGAAAGAUACAAAUGAUGAAGACUUGUACUUUACUCCUGGUUCUUUACCCAAGUUGCAAUUUAGGAGCGAUAUUUCAAAGGCUAGAUGGGAUGAUGAGAUAGGUAUGGCUGAGGUGGUGGAAAAGAAGGGAAAAUUUUGGACAACAACAGGAAUUGCUCACAGUGGCAAGAUCCACUGCUCAAUUGAGGAGAUAUUGUUUUUGGCUGAAUUGGGGGCAUUGGUGCUCAUGGAUGAUAAAGAUACAUGUAUUUCUCUAAAAGAUAUAUAUGGGAAAAUGGGAGAUGAAAAGAAUGGGUGUUGCUGGGAGCUGUUUGAAGUCUAUAGGCACCUCAAAUCUCUUGGUUACAUUGUUCAGCGUCAUGGUGUUCCUUGGUCUAUGAAGGGUGUUAGGAGCAACCAUACAUUUGAUUUUUUUCAAGGCACCUUAGAAAAUAAUGGGGUAACAAUAGACCCUGAGUUGGAAGACUCUGCUUUAAUUGUAGAAAAUGUAAGUAAUUUGCAGGUUGAUGAACUGAGACCCAAUUUUGACAUUUAUCUUCCAAAUAGCAAGUUCAGAAAAUCUUCUCCUGGUGAUCCAGCUUUUCUGCUCUGCUUCAUCAGGGGCAGUCCUCCAUCCAAAGCAAAAAUUGAAGCCCUUGAGAGACGGUUUGGUCAGGCACCAUUGAAAUUUUGCCAUGUAGAUCAAGGCCGUGUCAGCUUUUUUUCCUUUAAGAAGGUAGAGCUCCCUGUGCUUCCGUGACUUUUGGAGUGAAUGCAGGAACAAAGGCUUCAGCUGCAGCAUCUUUCCCUCCAAAUCUAUCAACCAUUCUUCUCUUUAUCUCUAAUUGACAGUCCAUGGUCAACUACUUAGAUCCCGUUUCCAACUACUGCUCCUUUCUUCCUCCACCUAGAUCUCUUGUAUGUAACAGUUGUAAUAUUCAAACAUUUAUAUCUUUCUAUGUAGCAAUUUGAGUAAAGAUCUUAAUGAAAGGUUUACAAUUA